Molecule: messenger RNA, 1186 nt
Organism: Ictalurus punctatus (channel catfish)
Lineage: Eukaryota; Metazoa; Chordata; Actinopteri; Siluriformes; Ictaluridae
Product: serine protease
Exons: 6
Coding region: 123-1079 (318 amino acids)
Biological process (GO): proteolysis
Molecular function (GO): serine-type endopeptidase activity
Source: RefSeq, a predicted model, not a curated record
GUAUUGUAGAGUCUUUUUGUCCAGGUACAGAGUGGUGGAGCCAGCACAAUGUGCGGCCUCUGCCCUUGGUAUGGUAUAAAUGGUGGACCUCCAGAGCAAUGCCACUGUUUAUUUAACUGUGGAUGAUGGCAGAGAGGAGGUUUUUGCUACAACUUGUGUGGCUGUUUUUACUGGGUCUUACACUGGAGACAGCUUACACUCAUGCCUUCACCCACAGACGCCUCCAGCAGCACAAAAUCCUUCAAUUGGACUGGCCCAAGGAGUGUGGCCUGGCUUACUUCAAACCACACACCACAGAACGCAUUGUAUCAGGCAAUGAAGCCAGACCCCACUCAUGGCCAUGGCAGGUCUCACUGCAGGUUCGUCCUCGAGGAAGCAAGCACUAUCUCCAUGUGUGUGGUGGGACCCUGAUCCACAAAAACUGGGUGCUCACUGCAGCCCACUGCUUCCAGAAGGGUAAAGAUGAAGAUGCAGGUAAUUGGCGUAUUGUUUUGGGGAAGCACCAGCUGAAAAAAAGUGAAGCAGUCGAGCGUAUUUUCCCUGUGAAGAGAAUCUACAGACACGAGCAUUUUCGCUACCCAGUGCACAGUGAUCUGGACUAUGACAUAGCUUUGGUUAAAGCAGGCACAGACAUCCUGCCCAGCAACUUUAUCCGCUACGCCUGCCUGCCGCGCAAGCAGAUCAGUCUAAAACCUGGCCAUUACUGCUGGGUGACUGGCUGGGGGGACACCCGGGGUGGGAAAGAUAAUGUGUCAUUGGCUGAGUCACUAAACCAGGCCCGUCUGCCCAUCAUCGACCACAAAACAUGCCGGCAGAAGAAAUUUUGGGGAGACCGUGUGAGGGAGUCCAUGAUCUGUGCUGGCUUUAGAGAUACAGGGGGACCUCCUGCUGCCUGCCAGGGAGAUUCAGGUGGUCCUCUAAUGUGUCAGGUGGGCGAGGAUCGCUGGGAGGUGCGUGGGGUAGUGAGCUUCGGCCCCGUCGGAUGCACAGUGGAAAAUAAGCCCAGUGUCUUUACUCGCACUGCUGCUUACAUGCCCUGGAUUGAGGCCACUCGCAUCAGGGACUUCUUUUUCUAUUGAUCUUCCUGUUUUCAGUGAGCACCAAGUCCAACUCUAAGGGGUAUACAAUUGUGGAGUGGCCAUUAAAAAAAAAAAAAUGUUGUGUUGUCUGUGUGUUUUUCUUACUA